Messenger RNA from Triplophysa rosa, 918 nucleotides. Its product is annotated as NAD(P)(+)--arginine ADP-ribosyltransferase 2-like. Lineage: Eukaryota; Metazoa; Chordata; Actinopteri; Cypriniformes; Nemacheilidae. The record is from RefSeq and is a predicted model, not a curated record. Gene Ontology annotation, molecular function: NAD+ poly-ADP-ribosyltransferase activity; NAD+-protein-arginine ADP-ribosyltransferase activity.
CCAGACCGCUCUCUCUCUCUCUCUCUAUCGCUUUCAUCUUCAAUCCUGAGAAAUAACAUUCAGAAAACAUUCUGCAAAAUCUGACAAAAGGACAACUAACUUCUCAGCAUCUGGUUUUAUUGGUAGUUCAGUGUGGGAUUUUACUUCAUCACUAUGUUGACCACUGCAGUCAUUAUUCUGGGAUUAGCAAAUCUAGGACAGGUUCACAGAGUGGCUGGUGAAGACCUGGAUAUGGCACCCAAUUCAGUAGAUGACAAAUAUGAGGGUUGUAGACAGGACAUGUUAAACCAUUUGGAGACAUUUAAAAAAAAAGAAAUCUCUUCUAACCUUAACUUUGCAGGUACUUGGGAAAAAUAUAAAGAUAAAACAGGAAAUGAUCAAUUGACAGCAAACAUUGCUGUGUACAGUGAUGACAAAGUAUAUAGACCAUUUAAUACAGCUACCCGUACUGGUAAAGCCAACUACAUAGACGAGACAUACGGAUGGUAUUCGCUUCACUUUUUGCUGACAGAUGCAAUACAGAUUUUGAAUAAGAAACAGAAAGAAGCACAAACAAACUGCAUGACAACUUAUCGUGGCAUCAAUGUUCCAUUUAGUGAAAGUGCUCUGAACCAUGAGGUACGGUUUGGUCAGAUUGCAUCUUCAUCAACUGAUCGUGCAGUAGCAAAGAUAUACGGUGAUGAUAAAUUUUGUUUUGAAAUCCAAACUUGUGAAGGUGCUGAUGUGUCAACAUAUUCUAAGUAUGGUGAUAAUGAGAGAGAGGUGCUGAUUCCUCCAUAUGAGAAGUUUAAAGUCACUGCUGUCAAGAAAGAUGACUGGUGUAAAACAGUUUUCUACUUGAAAAGUACAGGAACACAAAGUAACCUGAACUGUAAAUUUGUCCAAGAAUAUGAGAAAAUUAAACAUAACACUUUGUAG